Carcharodon carcharias (great white shark) is the source of this 736-nucleotide messenger RNA. RefSeq names its product podoplanin-like. Lineage: Eukaryota; Metazoa; Chordata; Chondrichthyes; Lamniformes; Lamnidae. The coding region runs from base 157 to 549 and encodes 130 amino acids. The transcript is spliced from 4 exons. The record is from RefSeq and is a predicted model, not a curated record.
GGCUGUUCCUUGUUUUCUCCCAGACUGCUCGCCAAGUUUGUCAAAGUCUGGUUUGUAAAGCUGCUCGGCAAUUUAGCUUUUCAAGUACCCACAGGACCUCGCUGGGUUUUCGUUUUAAGUCUGAGUAGUCGAUUUAUUUUAAUAAAAGAAAUAAGUAUGUACAAGAUGGGAUUCAGGCACCUAGUUCUCCUGACACUGGCUGUAUUCCUCUGUAUUUCAGCCCAGAUAGAUAACAUUUCAAAUGAAGGUGAUGUGGUAACAUUUGGAGGAACUGAGGACAAAAAUGAUUCCGCAAUGUCUGCAACCCCUGUACCAGGAAAUGAAAGGACUGGCACUGACGAAGACAGCAAUGAAUCAAGCACCGCAUCUUCAACAGAGUCAAAUUCAACUGAGGAUGGCACACCUGGCAUUGAUGACGCUGAAGCGAAGGACUUCCUAGAAAUGCUCACCCUGAUCGGAAUAAUAGUUGGUGCCAUUGUAGCUGUGAUCAUCGUUCUAACAAUUAUUGUUGUCAUCAUUAAGAAAAUGUCUGGUGGAUACUCGCCCUGAGCUGCUUAGAUGAGCAGAGAUGACUAACUGGUGGUUCUGAAGUGAGAAUGAAGUCAUUUAUAUCAGGACAACUGGAGUCACUGAAAUAAAAUUUGAGUCACCCUUUCCAACUUUCCUCGGAUCCAACAACUGUCUGACUCUGAGAGCUGGGUGAAAUCUGCCGUUUGCUCUUAAAAAGGCCUGGAAU